AUGCUAGAGCAGUUCAAGUGUUUGAAUAGCACUUCAACUAAAAAAAUUAUUUUUUAUUCAAGUAUAUUUCUUUUCUCAUCAUCAAUCAUAGAUGAAUUUUAUGUCCCAAAGGAAUUAUUGCAAACUACUCUAUGUGUGGGAGAUCAGUUAAUUGCUGGACAAGAACACCAAGCAAAAUGGAGCAAUGGCUCUAAAUUCGACCGAACACUUCAAUUUAGCUACGUAUUUAGAGUUGAGAAAAGCUAUGUGAAAGUAGUGGGUACAGCGUACUACUGUUGUAGAGAUGUUCACAUUUUGGGCGACUUUAAUGUUCAUAGUUAUGGCGUAAACUUGGAGUGGAACACCAUUGUCCGUUGCAACCCUAUGGAUCGUUUUAUCAUACAAUGUCAGCGGGACUUCAAGCAACCACUUGAUUGGGAAGAUGUGUUUUCAGGCUUUAAAUUUGAAAACCUACGUUCAUCAAAACAUCAAAAGUUAAUGGAGUUUUAG
This is a messenger RNA of Echinococcus granulosus, 489 nucleotides long. RefSeq lists its product as hypothetical. The transcript has 4 exons. NCBI's taxonomy places the organism in Eukaryota, Metazoa, Platyhelminthes, Cestoda, Cyclophyllidea, Taeniidae. The coding region runs from base 1 to 489 and encodes 162 amino acids. The record is from RefSeq and is a predicted model, not a curated record.